Penicillium salamii is the source of this 1002-nucleotide messenger RNA. NCBI's taxonomy places the organism in Eukaryota, Fungi, Ascomycota, Eurotiomycetes, Eurotiales, Aspergillaceae. The record is from the annotation of a GenBank genome assembly.
AUGACUGGACUGCCAUGUGCAACUUUUAAACAGUUGCACUCCAACCUUUUCCAUUCUUCCGUUUUCUCCUUUCUCUACAUUCCAUCCAUUCAAGGGAUGCCACAAGGUUCCUCCUCUUCUUCGAGAACUUCCUCCAUCAUGUCUAUCAGCUCUGUCACCGGCCUGAUGGCAAGCUACUCCCCUCUUGCGGAUCACCAUCCUAUGGAGGAAAAGGAUGACACUGCCACCCUCCAGUCUGAUGUGGAGACUGGAGCCCGCCAGGGAACUGGUCGGCGCUCCUCCCGCCUCAUCGAUGGUCGCACUGUCUCCGACGCCAUCAUCGGUCUGUCUGACGGCAUGACUGUUCCAUUCGCUCUGACCGCCGGUCUGUCCGCCCUGGGCGACACCAAGGUUGUGGUCUAUGGUGGUCUCGCGGAGCUUAUCGCUGGAGCUAUCUCGAUGGGCCUCGGUGGUUACCUGGGUGCCAAAAGCGAAGAGGAGUCGUACAAUGCCACCCUCAAGGAAACCAAGGCUCAGACCUUGACCGACCCCGCCUCGGUGUCUGACGCCAUUUCCGACAUCUUUGAGCCCUACGAGCUCCCAUCCGAGCUGGUCGCCCAGCUUAAGCACCACCUCUCCGACUCCCCCAACCUCCCUUCUUUCCUCAUGAACUUUCAACACACCCUCCCCGAGCCCGCCGACUCCCGCGCUGUUAUGUGCGCUCUUACCAUCUCCCUUGGCUACUUCAUCGGCGGUUUCGUUCCUCUGGUCCCUUACUUCUUUGUCGGACCCACCGAAGCCUACAUCGCCUUGCGCUGGUCGAUCCUCAUCAUGGUGAUCGCGCUCUUCGUGUUCGGCUACGGUAAAACCUGCUUUGUCAGUGGCUGGAAGGGCCGCCAGAAUGUCCGCAAGGGCCUUAUCGGUGGAAUCCAGAUGGUUUUGGUGGGUGGUGUCGCUGCCGGCUCCGCCAUGGGCCUUGUUAAGGGCUUCCAAAUGCUGGCUGAUGGUUCUGGUCAGAACUAG